Messenger RNA from Teleopsis dalmanni, 984 nucleotides. RefSeq names its product ras-like GTP-binding protein RhoL (gene RhoL). Gene Ontology annotation, molecular function: GTPase activity; GTP binding. The coding region runs from base 289 to 846 and encodes 185 amino acids. The transcript is spliced from 3 exons. Gene Ontology annotation, biological process: small GTPase-mediated signal transduction. Lineage: Eukaryota; Metazoa; Arthropoda; Insecta; Diptera; Diopsidae. The record is from RefSeq and is a predicted model, not a curated record.
UGUUGGUCGCUCUGUUAUUAGUUUGAAAAAAUAUUGGGAGCAGAAUGAGUAUCUCUGCGUUGGCGAUCGGUUGGUAUCAGACGAAAAGUACGGAAUACGCAUAAAACGGUUAUCGAAUCGAAUAGUUUAGAUAGUUUGGCGUGUUGUGUGUUUUUAUAACUGUUGAAUUACAAAUUAAAAGAAAAUUUGUAGGAGACGAAAAGAAUUCGAAUUAAAAAGUAUAAAAACAAUUUUGAUAUCGCAAACAAGAUUUCCAAUUGAGAAACUUUAUCUGCAGUGAAAAACAAAAUGUCGAAGAGUUUAAGGCCGCUGAAAAUUACUAUAGUCGGCGAUGGCAUGGUGGGAAAGACUUGCCUACUUAUCACGUACACACAAAACGAAUUUCCUGAAGAAUACAUUCCAACAGUUUUCGAUAACCACGCCUGCAAUAUAACGGUCGAUGAUAAUGAGUACAACUUGACAUUGUGGGACACGGCCGGGCAAGAAGAUUACGAAAGACUGAGACCCUUAAGUUAUCCCAAUACAAAUUGUUUUUUACUUUGUUAUUCCAUUAGCAGUCGCACAUCCUUUGAAAACGUGAAGAGUAAAUGGUGGCCUGAGAUACGUCACUAUUCCAAUAAUGUGCCCGUUGUUCUAGUGGGUACAAAACUAGACUUAAGGGUGCCAAAUUCAGAAAAGUUCGUCACAACUGCGGAAGUGCGCAGACUACGUAAAGAAAUACAUGCUCACACCUCGGUCGAGUGUUCAGCCAAGAAGAAACUCCAUUUGGACACAGUUUUCGAGGAAGCUGUACGUGCCGUUGAGAAGAAACCGAAAACAAAGCCCCGCCAAUGCAUUCUGUUGUAGUACUUUAACAGAGUUGAGUAGUAGUGUUCGUUACUUGGUUUCUAUUAAAAUGUAUUUAUUGACGCCCCCUUAUUUUUAGUUGUUAAUAAGUUAAAUAUUUUUUGUAUUAUUUUAUUGGGUUUUAAAACGAUGUUUUUA